Quercus lobata is the source of this 590-nucleotide messenger RNA. RefSeq names its product disease resistance protein RLM3-like. The coding region runs from base 109 to 399 and encodes 96 amino acids. Gene Ontology annotation, biological process: signal transduction. The transcript has 2 exons. The record is from RefSeq and is a predicted model, not a curated record. Lineage: Eukaryota; Viridiplantae; Streptophyta; Magnoliopsida; Fagales; Fagaceae.
GUUAGUUUUAGUGAAGAUACCCACAAAAAUUUUACCUGCCAUCUCUUUGUCGCUUUAGAACGUAAAGGGAUUCGUGUGUAUAGAACGGAAUUUAUUCGGACUGAACUAAUGAAGGCACUCGAGAAAUCAAGGAUUGCAGUUGUGGUGUUCUCUAAAAACUAUGGUAAUUCGAAUUGGUGCCUGGAUGAGCUGGUUAAGUUCAUGGAAUGCAAAAGGCUGUUCAAUCAAAGGGUGAUGCCUAUUUUCUACGAUGUGUCUCCAUCCGAGGUGCGAAAACAGGAGGGCAAUUUCGCAGAGGCGCUACUGAAUGGCCCUGAAGACAAGGUGAACAGUUGGAAGGUUGCUUUGACGUACGUUGCAAGCUUGGCAGGCUCUCAUUUGAAUCCGUAUCGAUGCUGAAACUCCAUUUUCUAUUACUGAAGGAACUGGGAAAGGACCAAAUAAAUGGUGCCAAAUUGAUCCAGAUUGGAAAGAUUGUGCUAAUGGAUGAAUGAAAUCUCCUAUUGAUCUUCUGGACUGAAGGGUGCUGGUUUUUAUUAGCUUGGCGAAGUUAAAAAGGGAUUACGAACCAGCUUGGGUUGUUGUGAAGA